Nilaparvata lugens (brown planthopper) is the source of this 795-nucleotide messenger RNA. RefSeq lists its product as uncharacterized. The transcript has a single exon. Bases 1 to 795 code for a protein of 264 amino acids. Lineage: Eukaryota; Metazoa; Arthropoda; Insecta; Hemiptera; Delphacidae. The record is from RefSeq and is a predicted model, not a curated record.
AUGGGCGUUCGUAAAGAAACUUGGUUAUGUGACAUCUGUAAAGCUAAUAAGAAAUUGGAAAAUAAGGACGAUACUAGUGGUGCAGUUACUCAGGAUUUCAUGAAGCAAUUAUUUGAUGAAAAAUUCGGCUCUCUGUCAAAACAAAUGAGGGAAUUGCAAGGUGAUGUGGCAGGUAUGUCUGGGCUGUUGGACGAGGCGUUAAAAAACAUAACCGAUCUUCAAAACGAAAAUGAGAAACUUAUUAAAAACUUUGCUAGUAUUGAAGCGGAUAAUGCAAAUUUGAAGACAAGAGUUUCAGUUCUUGAAAAUAAAAUAAACGAGAUGGAACAAUAUUCUAGGCGUAUGAACAUUCAGAUCGAUGGUAUACCGGUUACACAGGGUGAAAAGGUGGACGAUAUCGUCGAGAAGUUGGGAAAUCUUUUAGAAGUUGCUUCUCCGAUUGAAAGUGUACUUUCCAUGCACCGUGUACCGUCAAUUAACGCUAAGAAGUGUCAACCAAUUAUUGUGCAGUUCUCAAACCCUAUGCAGAGAGGAAAGUGGCUGGAAGCAUACCGCAAGAAACGAGAUGUUACUUCUACGGAUCUCAACCCUGUCCUCCAACCAAAAACCAACAUCUAUAUCAACGAGCAUCUGACGAGGGAAAAUAAAACUUUGUUGGCGGCAACCAAAGCUGUGGCCAAGGAGCGAGGCUACCAGUUCGUAUGGGUGCGGCAAGCAAAAAUCUACGUUCGGAAGGAGCACAACAGCAAAGCAGUUAGAAUUUUCACUCAUGAUGGGUUACAAAAACUUGUUUAA